This is a messenger RNA of Motacilla alba alba, 2391 nucleotides long. Its product is annotated as cytochrome P450 4V2. The coding region runs from base 80 to 1663 and encodes 527 amino acids. The record is from RefSeq and is a predicted model, not a curated record. Lineage: Eukaryota; Metazoa; Chordata; Aves; Passeriformes; Motacillidae. The transcript has 11 exons. Gene Ontology annotation, molecular function: oxidoreductase activity, acting on paired donors, with incorporation or reduction of molecular oxygen; monooxygenase activity; heme binding.
UUUUCUGCAGUGCCGGGUACAGGCAGUCCCAGUUUUGCAGCAGGGAUCGAGGCUCGGAGCAGGAGGCGGAGAGGUGACGAUGGACGUCGUGGAAGGACUCUCAGGGAGACCCCAGCUGCUGCCAUGGGGAGCUGGGAUCAUUGCUCUGCUUUUGACAAUUGUGACUGUGUGCUCCCUGCCCUCCCUGAUGGAAUACUGGAGGCAAUGGUGGAUAUUGAAGUCGAUUCCGGGUAUCAGCCCCUGCUAUCCUGUGGUGGGAAAUGCCCUGCUCUUGGAGCGGAAAGGAGAAGAUUUUUUUAAACAGAUACAGUUUUAUACUGAAGAGUUCAGAAGUUGGCCAUUGUUCAAACUUUGGAUAGGACCAGUGCCUGUCAUGUUUUUGUAUCACCCUGACAGUGUGGAGGUUAUCCUGAACAAUUCAAAACAUAUCGACAAAUCAUACCUGUACAAAUUCCUGCAUCCAUGGCUGGGCACUGGACUUCUGACAAGCACUGGAGACAAGUGGCGGUCACGGAGGAAGAUGAUAACUCCCACAUUCCACUUUGCAAUCUUGAGUGACUUUCUAGAGGUUAUGAAUGAACAAGGAAAUAUUUUGGUGAAGAAACUUGAGAAGCAUGUUGACAAGGAGCCAUUUGAUGUCUUUAUGGACAUCACUCUGUGUGCCCUUGAUAUUAUUUGUGAAACAGCAAUGGGCAGGAAUGUGGGUGCCCAGAAGAAUAAGGAUUCUGACUAUGUUUCUGCUAUCUACAGGAUGGGUGAUCUAAUCCAACGGCGACAGAUGAGCCCUUGGCUUUGGCCUGACUUUUUGUAUGUAUUGUUCAAAGAAGGAAGAGAGCACAAGAGGAUUCUCAACAUUCUUCAUAAUUUUACAGAUGCGGUCAUUGCAGAAAAAGCUGAAGAACUUAAAAACACCCAGCAAAAGGAACAUGAUAAUGAUGGUAACUCUGAAGAAAGUGGUUCCAAAAAGAGAAAAGCAUUCCUGGACAUGCUCCUGAACGCAACAGAUGAUGAUGGGAAAAAAUUGAGCUACAGGGACAUUCGUGAGGAAGUGGAUACUUUCAUGUUUGAGGGCCAUGAUACAACAGCAGCUGCUAUGAACUGGGUCUUGUACUUGCUUGGACGUAAUCCAGAAAUUCAGAAGAAGGUUCACAGGGAAUUGGAUGAGGUGUUUGACAAUACUGAACGUCCUGUUACAACGGAGGAUUUGAAAAAUCUUCGAUACCUUGAAUGUGUUGUGAAAGAAGCUCUUCGUCUCUACCCUUCAGUUCCCAUGUUUGCCCGUACCUUGAGAGAGGAUUGCUGCAUUAGGGGAUAUCAGAUACCUAGAGGUGCAAAUGUCCUUGUUUUAACUUAUGCCCUGCAUAGAGACCCUGAGGUCUUCCCUGACCCGGAGGAGUUCAGGCCUGAGCGAUUCCUCCCUGAAAAUUCUAAGGGAAGGCACCCAUAUGCUUAUGUGCCCUUCUCAGCUGGUCCCAGGAACUGCAUUGGUCAGCGCUUUGCACAAAUGGAGGAGAAAACUCUUCUAGCCCUCAUCCUGCGGCGCUUUUGGGUGGAAUCAUGUCAAAAGCCAGAAGAGCUUGGUUUAUGUGGAGAAUUGAUUCUUCGUCCAAAUAAAGGCAUCUGGAUUAAACUGAAGAGGAGACCAAAUGCUGGAUCAGAAUGAAAGGAAUUUCAAAAGUUUACUUCCAAAUGUUUUCAAUCUAUUUAGACUGAGACAUAUUUUAAAAUCAAAUAUUUUUAUGUCAGUCCAGCAAUUUGUUAAAACUAGUUGCUAUUGUUGUAUUAAAAAAGAUGUAGCAAUAGCCCUAGUUGCUCUACUUCUAUAGUGCUUGUGAGCUUCAUGCUAAUCUUUGAAAUGAAAUUUAAUCCUUAAAUUUUAGUGCCUUAUCUGCAUGUAAUCAAAUGCAAUUUAAUCCUUAAUUUUUAGUGCCUUAUCUGCUCAGAUGAAAUUAUUCUAUUGCCACAGCGCCAUAAAAACUAAGCUAUGGUAAUGACAACAGCAAUGCCUGUGAUGUGAUCAGCUUACAUGCCAUAGCAUUUUCCAGGUGACUGGAAAUCUCAAAUGUUUGUAAGGUUUUCAGGUUUGUUUCUGAAAAAUACAAGUGAUAAUCCUUCUUCUUAGCAAAUUUUUUUUUGGUGAUGACUGCCUCUGUAAAGACCACAAAAAAAAUCUCUGAUAAUUUCACUCCUUCUUGGUAAGCAUUUAAAGUAGUUUGUAAGAAGGGAGUGCUCUGAAUUAUUUUUUUGCAAACUGCACCAAAAGCAUUAAUCUUUAUAACCAUAGCAGGAACUAGACUGUCUACAAAUUACACGCAGGAUUUCAUAAUGACAAAAGCAAUGUAUUAUUACAAACUUUGAGAAUAAACUCCUACUAUGCCUCAAUGUGGACUG